CCAGUGGCUGCUGGGACGGAAAAAACAAUCACGUCUUCUGUUUUGUUCUUUUAGUUUGGUUUUGGAAGCCGUUAUUCGUAUGCGAAUAUAGAAAUUUACCACUUCCUCUCGUAAACGCCAAGAAACCCCCCCCCACAUGAAUAGGCGGGGAACAUGGCUUCGUGGGUGGACAGGAGAGACGCUGCUGGUGUAGAGGAAGUCGCCGUUCGUGGUGUUGACGUUGUGUUUUGUGGCUGAUGAUGGUGCACAGCUUGUAGUAGUUCGCCAUCAUCAUAAAUCGCGUUCAACCGCACUAUCAUGUAUUCGUUUUGAAGAGGGAGCCGUGUCUCUCCGUGUCCGUAACGCUCCUACAACGGACCCGUAGUUGCCGUUCUUCUCAAAUUCAUGAUAAUAAUGGGCUCGAUACUAAGCCGACGAAUUGCCGGAGUGGAGGACAUCGACAUCCAGGCGAACUCGGCGUACAGAUAUCCUCCCAAGUCCGGAAACUAUUUUGCCAGCCACUUUUUCAUGGGUGGGGAGAAGUUUGAUACGCCUCAUCCUGAGGGAUACUUGUUUGGAGAAAACAUGGAUCUCAACUUCCUUGGCAACAGACCUGUUCAGUUCCCUUAUGUGACUCCAGCACCCCAUGAGGCUGUGAAGACCCUAAGAAGCCUGGUCAAUAUCCGAAAAGACUCUUUGCGACUUGUCAGGUACAAAGAUGAUGCUGACAGCCUUACAGAAGAAGGAGGGAAGCCUAAGGUUGUGUACAGCGUGGAGUUCACCUUUGACACAGAUGCUCGUGUGGCUAUCACGCUGUACUGCCAGGCCUUUGAGGAGUUUACAAAUGGAAUGGCCUUUUACAGUCCCAAGAACCCAACAAUGGUCUCUGAAACAGUGCACUACAAACGAGGAGUAAGUCAGCAGUUCUCACUGCCAUCCUUCAAAAUCGAUUUCUCUGAAUGGAAAGAGGAGGAGCUCAGCUUUGAUCUGGACAGGGGGAUCUUUCCUAUGGUGAUCCAGGCUGUGGUGGAUGAAGGGGAUGAAGUCUCAGGGCAUGCACAUGUGCUGUUGGCAGCCUUUGAAAGACAUGUUGAUGGCAGCUUCUCUGUGAAGCCCUUAAAGCAGAAGCAAAUUGUGGACCGUGUGAGUUACCUGUUGCAGGAGAUUUAUGGAAUUGAAAACAAAAACAACCAAGAGACAAAGCAAUUGGACGACGAAAACGGUGACAACAGCAACGAGUGUGUGGUAUGCCUUUCAGACCUCCGAGAUACCCUGAUUCUGCCCUGCAGACACCUGUGUCUGUGCAACUCGUGCGCAGACACAUUGCGCUACCAGGCGAACAACUGCCCCAUUUGCAGACUGCCUUUUCGGGCGCUGCUUCAGAUCCGCGCAGUCAGGAAGAAGCCAGGGGCUGUAUCUCCCGUGUCCUUCAGCCCCGUCCUGGCGCAGACCAUGGAGCACGACGAACACUCGAACUCAGACAACAUUCCACCAGGGUUUGAGCCCAUCUCCCUUCUGGAGGCCCUCAACGGGCUGCGCUCUGUGUCCCCUGGGGUUCCUUCAGCACCCCUCUAUGAUGACAUCAAUUUUUCUGGUUGCCUGGGGGACCCUUUGCCUCUAGUGGGCCGCCAGCUUGGAUCAGGGGACCGUUCUGGAGAGGUGGGCUUGCAGAAAGGCAAGAUCAGCAAGUCACCUGAUAGCACCCUUCGCUCCCCAUCAUCGCCUAUUCAGGAGGAAGAUGAGGAAAAGCUUUCGGAGUUGUCUGACACCCAGCCCCAUGCCCUGAUUUCCAGAAGUCCAGCCUCCACCGAAAUCACUGUGGCAGAGGAGGGGCCUAGAUGUGUCACACCUGAUGAAGAAGAUGGGCCUCACUCAGAGGGUGAGAUCUUCCAGGACAAUAUCAGUGAGCACAGCCGCCUGACCAAGACAGAGAGUGAUCCGCCGGGAGAGCUGUCAUUGCCAGGAUCAUCACAGUCAACUGAGAGCCUGAAGAGUCAAAGCACGAACAGUUCCAGCCAGCCUCUCUUGUGUCCCCCAAGCAGCCUGCAUAUUGAGGAUGAGCAGUUUGUCCCCUAGGCCUGCCUUCACCCAGAUCAAAAAGAAAGCUUCUACUUUGUUGAAAGAUUGCAUAUCGUAUUGAGCGCAAGGGGGAAUGCAAGCAGUGACAUAAGAAUCCAUUAUACUUUUUUAAUAAAUGUAUAUGUACUUUGGCUGUUUUUAUAACCUUCUUUUGUAAUCUUGGAGAUUAGUUCAGUGGCAGUCAAAAAGAAAGAAGAGACUGACUUCUCAAGUCAAAGAAUACGACUGAACUAUGACUUUUAAUGUAGGAAAUGUGUAAAGUAUUUCGUAUUUUCUUGUAUUCAUGCUUUUCUAAGUAACUUAUAAGAAAGUUAAGGAACUAAUGACCAUAUAGCCUAGCUGUAAUCUUGAAUCAUUAGUUUAAUUACAUUAAUAAUUACACGGAAUCUAUUAGUGCAGUGUGUGUCUCAUCAACUUUUACCCCAAACCACUGGAGUCUGCACUCCAGUGCCACACUACACCAUGUAAUAGUUGUACACCGGGCUCCCAGCUUUGAGCUGCGUUUUGGGGUUGUGGCCAGAAGGGGGUGCUGUUUCCGUGUUGUCAAGGCCAGCUUCCAGAUACCAAAUUUUCAUUUUGAUCUCAAAUCUAGAAAUGUAAACAUUUAGUUAAUCACUUCUUGUGUUAUUAAUCAAGCAGUUAUUCAGAUUAUCUACUACCGCUUGGUUAUUUUGAAGGUUUAAGUACAUGCACUGCACAUGUACAGCUUGCUUCAGAAAACAAAAGCUUGCUAUACUUUAGACAUACCAUUUUACUGUAAUUAGAUGGUUAUAAUUUGUACUAUUUCAGCUCUUUAAUGCUGAGGUAAUUAGUACAAUAAAAUGUUUUUGCUUACAAUGUAUACUGUAAUCUUAAAUAGAUUACACUAUGUGAAGAGAACAUGUGGAAGUGGGGCAUAUGCAUUUAAACAUUCUUCAAAGAUGAAAUGUUAAAUUUAGAUAUGCAAAUUCAUCUUUGUGGGAUUUUUAACAGAGAAUACUCAAAAGGUGUAUUGAAUAUAUGCUUAAUAACAGGAGGACUGUCUGCCUUCCAGCAAAGUUUGAACCCAACAUAGGUGGGUUAUCUUCAACUCACAAAAGAUGGGUCCACUUUGUUGCCCAUGCUCUCCAUCAUGAUGAAACAGUAAUCAUGUAUCUCUUAUAAUGUAUUGUAAUAUAUGCUAGGAUCUCAAUAUAGUCAGCUUUUGCUUCUGUAAUCCUGCCAUAUAAAUGUUUGUGUGCCUUCACAUAGCAGAAACUGACUUGGCUGGCAACAUUUAUAAUGGGAAAAAUAGUCACCAGUUCACAGCUCCCAUGACUGCAGCCUAUGAGAUGCUUGUAAGGGCUUUUUUUAGAGCAUCUUAGAUUGACUUGCUUGAAGCUAGAAGUAUGCUUUUUUUUCUGGUUUGAUCUUCAGCUGCCUUCCAAUUGUGAAGCUUCAGUGUACCAAAUAUUCAGAAUAGCAGCUUUCUGUAUGAAAAAAGAAAUCGAGAGCAACAUGGGCAAUAAUAGGUACAAAGAAAUGGUUUAUUUGGAACUCUCUGUCUUCACAUAUUUUCUAAGUGAAAUCCCUGCAAAAAAGCAGUGGUAGAGAGAGUUCAUUCCUUCGUCUUUUCAGUGUCUCAGGUGUUUUGGGGGCUUUUACUUUGGUGUGUUAAGAAUAUCGACUUUUGUCUGCUAGAGAUGUGAAAAUUUGAAAAAUUUUUCUUCUUUGCUCUUUUCCCAAAGAUACAAACAUGGUGUUUAAAAAAAAUAAAUAAUGUAUACACUGUAAUGCACAAAAAUGCUCCUUAUUCACUUUACUGGAGCUAGAUAUUUGGUUUACAGAGAAAGAAGGAUUUGUGACAAAUGUUCAACAGUUGAUCAUUAAGACUGGGGCACUUCAGCAAUGAAAAUGACUAGAUACCAUCUUCUCUUAAAAAUGUGUAUGUUUUAUGAGAAACCCUCUGUACUUUCUGUGUUGAUGGUUCCAUGUGCAACUUGCACCUGACAUGACUUCAGUAAAAUAAAACCAUAUUUAAGCGUCAUACCUUUUAAAAACUCUGCAUUCAUUUGCAACACUAAAACAUAACUCAUAUUGGAAGAUUUGAGCAGAUAUUUUGUUUAAUGCAAAUGCAUUUGUUUUCCUUUUGAAAGAUUUCAUGACAUUGUAGCAUUGAUUGACUUGGUUUUACAGUGAACCUAUGGCAUAAUGUUUGUUAAAGUCAUUGUCUGACUUAGACACUUAUUUCUACAUCUGGAGUUUAAUAAUAUGAUCAGUGUGAUAGCAGGAAGAUGGUGAUUGGUGCUGUGAUUAAGAGAAAUUACAAUAGUUCUUUGAGUUGGUAUAGCUGAGCCUUGAGAAUAGGUAAUGUUGAACUCAGUUUAAAAAAGAAAAUGAAAAGUUCAAAGAGGUUGAAAGUUGAGGUUCAGUAUCGUGUCCUUAUUGAAAACAGGUGUUUGCAUGUUAUAGGUUUUCAUUUGCAUGUUUGUUUUAACUUUUAUUAUAACAUGCUAAAAUAUCAAUGUUUGUAAAAUUACAUUUUGAAUUUCAUGGUUUAUGUUUAAAUGUUGCAUAACAUAGUGAUUUGAACUUUUGACAAUGACAAAUAGAGAUAACAGCUCAUUUUAUUGCUGUUUAGGUGCUAUAAUAUUUUUCAUAGAAGAUCUUGAUAGUGAAUUGGUUGUAAUUUACAUUGAAAUUUUAGGAGGGCUGCAGUUGAUUAAAAUUGAUCCUGUGGGUUUUAAACUCUGUUGCUGCUUCACAGUAACAUUAAAAAUGUAUUUAAUAAAGUUGAAUUAUUAAUAGUAAACUUAAAUUCCCUGUUAUCUUAAGUGCUUGUGUGUUUAAAAGAUUCUGAAUUUUUAACUAAACACAUUCAUUUUGUAUUUGUUUUGUUGACAUACCUAUGCACUUAGACUUGCACAGUUGUUGUGACAGAGUGCAAAUUAUCAAAUACAUCUGCUGAAUAAUGGUAACAGUAUUCAUAAUAAAUCUGUGUGCAACUUCUUCAGUUGUGCGAUAUGUAUGUGCUUCUGUAUCAUUGUACCUGUCUUUGCCAAAUGAUUGCAAUGUUAAGUCCUUCCUGUUUGAAAAAUAGAGGAAUUAAAAAGUCAUGGUACUAGGGUUCACAGUAAAUAUGACAAUGUUUAACUGUGAAUGAGCAGGGAUCAAAAGAACUUUUUGCCUUCAUGUAAUGUCAAGUUUACAGAGCUGCAUCCUUAGGUUAUGAUUGCACGCUGUAAGCCAGUUGGGAGCUUUGAAAGAUUUGGGAACACCUUGGUCUGGUGUAUGUGUGAGUAUAAAGAAAAUUUUUAGGAAAGGGUGGCCUCUGAGGGUAGUGUCUGUUAAAUGUGCUGAAUCUACUGAUCAGGACAGUACAGGCUGUACAGGUGGCUGACACCUGAAAGAGAUAAAGGUCCUCAUUUGAUUCUGCCAUUGCCAAUUAGCUCCCACUUGCCAUUUCUAUAGUUCUUUUCAAACAUUUACAGGGAAUGUUUACGAGCAUUAAUACAAGCAAUUUUAGCACAUACACUUAAAAA
This is a messenger RNA of Scleropages formosus (Asian bonytongue), 5558 nucleotides long. It is a transcript of the gene mgrn1a, whose product is annotated as mahogunin, ring finger 1a. The record is from RefSeq and is a predicted model, not a curated record. Gene Ontology annotation, cellular component: cytoplasm; plasma membrane; nucleus. NCBI's taxonomy places the organism in Eukaryota, Metazoa, Chordata, Actinopteri, Osteoglossiformes, Osteoglossidae. The coding region runs from base 385 to 2055 and encodes 556 amino acids. Gene Ontology annotation, molecular function: ubiquitin protein ligase activity. Gene Ontology annotation, biological process: protein ubiquitination; endosome to lysosome transport; negative regulation of G protein-coupled receptor signaling pathway. The transcript is spliced from 16 exons.